This is a messenger RNA of Phoenix dactylifera (date palm), 1706 nucleotides long. The record is from RefSeq and is a predicted model, not a curated record. Lineage: Eukaryota; Viridiplantae; Streptophyta; Magnoliopsida; Arecales; Arecaceae.
UUUCGGAGCAGGUAGUGUACUGUACUUGAAGAUUAAGAAAGGCAUCGCCUUUUGUUUUGGAUUCUUCGUCCCCGGAGCCACCUUUCCCCCUGAGAGCCCCACACUCCUUCCUUACCUUUCCCUUCCUCUUCCCUAAACCCUAUGAAACCCUUCUCCUCCUCCUCUUCCUCAAAGUCCACAGAAUCAGAAAGAAUACUCUACGAAACAGCAUUUACGCUCGCAUCCGGUACGAGGAUCCGCUCUCUCUUUGAUGGAUGAGACAAGAACACGGGGCCAAGGAAGGACUGAGUGGUACGAGCGAUCGGCGAUGGGUGAGACGCGGAGCACGACGAGCAUCCACGUGACGGCGCUGGACGGGCUGGUGAAUGUGAAUUCGCUCUUCACGAUCGCCGUCUUCGUGGGGCUCUCCCUCACCUCCCCGGGCCAGCGGAGCCUCGAAGGGAACUCCGCCUGCGACGCCGGCCAGGACGUCAUCCGCAACCUCCUGGUUUUCGAGGUGGUCUCCUUCAGCUUCUUCCUCUUCUCCAGCCUCGUCGCGCAGGGCCUCAAGCUCGCCAUCAAUCUUAUAAACAGCAACGACGUCGACGACGCCUUCCGGGCACACAUCAACGCGCGGGCGCUCCGCCUCGGGAUGCUGGCCUCGGCCGUGGGCUCCAUGAUGGGCUGCCUCUUCCUGCUGCUCUCCAUGGUCAACGUCAUCCAGAUCCGCCUCGGGAUGCUCUCCUGCGGCAGCGCCGCCGCCGUCCGGGCGGUGGCGGCGCUCGUCACUCUCGUCUCCACCGCCCUCGUCGUCUACAUCUCCACCGUCCUCUAUGCCUUCACCCAUUGAGUCAUCCGACCAGCCUGCUACCUUCCUCUUUGCUAGGUUUCGUUCUUGCUCUUCCUUUAAUUUUUUUUUCUUAUUUGGAAUGAAUGAAAAAAAACAGAUUUUUUUUAAGUGGCUUCAUUUACCUUUUCGGUUUUUUCGUUCGAUUUAUCAUUGAAUGAUGUCCUCCGAUAGGAGCAGAGCUUGUGAUCCGACUGAAUUGGAGUUUAGAUUGAGGAGUUGCUGGCUGGAUGGAUAGAUCGAGUUGUUUUAAGUUUGUUAUUCGCUUGAUCUUGAAACUUGAUUUCAGGAGUCAGAAUGAGUUUAAUUCUAAACUUCGCUCGGCGAGGCGCCUGUCCGAUUCUGGCCGGGCCUGCGUCCGAUCACCCCAUCCCCAAUUCCUCCGGACUCGGAAUCCCCGAACGAUGGAAAAUCCUUGACCUACUUCCUUCCUUCUUCUUCUCCUCCCAAUCCCAUGGAACGCGUCAAGCGUGGCCCCGAUUCCACCUCCGAUCCCUUCUUCCAAUAAACCCUCGACUCCCCGAUCGCCUCACAAGAGACCACGGCCCCCCGAAUCGAACGCCUCGAGCUGCGACUCCGUGGCGGCCAAUCAAGGAAGCAUCAAAGGUCUCAUAUUCUCUGCUUUGCGUCAGAUUCCCGAUCUGGUUGCCGGAUUGCUCUUUCCUGUGAAAGGAGAAGAUAUCGUGGGUAUGGAGGACAGUGCAGUGAGGGUGAGCUUGAAGCUCAUAAGGAGCCGGCGGGUGAGAUUGGCGUAGGGAUACUUCGGUCUAAAUCCAAGGUCGAGAUAUCCAACAUUUCUUCCGCACCAGCUUUUGUGUUUCUUGCUCGUUAUGUCCGUGUUUGAUGAAAUGUUUCUUUGAAAAAAAUUGCCUUGGUGAAA